AGGGUGGCAGGCUCUGCUCUCACUUUGGGAGACGCCACUUGCUGGCAGAGCCAGAAGCAGCAGCAGCCUCUUUCCAUGGAUCCACAGCAAAUGGCCCAUACGGGCCCUCGGAAGAAGAGAGCCAGACAGAUGGGCGCAUCGAUGGCUGCCACUCCUCAGGACAUCAAGUUUCAGGAUUUGGUCCUCUUCAUUUUGGAGAAGAAAAUGGGAACCACCCGCAGGGGCUUCCUAAUGGAGUUGGCCAGAAGGAAAGGGUUCAGGGUUGAAAACGAGCUCAGUGAUUCCGUCACCCACAUUGUGGCAGAAAACAACUCUGCUUCUGAUGUUCUGGACUGGCUUCAGGUACAGAAAAUAAAAGCCAGCUCACAGCUAGAACUCCUCGAUGUCUCCUGGCUGAUAGAAUGCAUAGGAGCAGGAAAACCAGUGGAGAUAACAGGAAAACACCAGCUUGUUGUGACAGAAGACUAUUCAGCCAGCCUCAGUCCAAGUCCUCAGAAGACUCCGCCACCUGCCGUAAAGAUCUCACAAUAUGCGUGUCAGAGAAGAACCACUUUAAACAACCAUAACCACAUAUUCACGGAUGCCUUUGAGAUACUGGCUGAAAAUUGUGAGUUUAGAGAAAAUGAAGGGUCUUAUGUGGUAUUUAUGAGAGCGGCUUCUGUGCUGAAAUCUCUUCCGUUCACAAUUAUCAGUAUGAAGGACACAGAAGGAAUUCCCUGCCUGGUGGACAGGACAAAGUGUGUCAUAGAGGAUAUUAUUGAAGAUGGAGAAAGUUCUGAAGUUAAAGCUGUGCUAAAUGAUGAACGAUAUAAAUGCUUCAAACUCUUCACUUCUGUAUUUGGAGUGGGAUUAAAGACAUCUGAGAAAUGGUUCAGGAUGGGUUUCAAAACUCUGAGUAAAAUAAGGACAGACAAAACCCUGAAAUUUACACAAAUGCAGGAAGCAGGAUUCCUCUACUAUGAAGACCUUGUCAGCUGUGUGACCAAGGCUGAAGCAGAUGCGGUCAGCGUGCUGGUUCAAGAGGCAGUGUGGGCGUUUCUGCCGAAUGCCUUUGUCACCAUGACAGGAGGGUUCCGGAGGGGUAAGAAGAUUGGGCAUGAUGUCGAUUUUUUAAUUACCAGCCCGGGAUCAACAGAGGAGGAAGAGCAACAACUUUUACAUAAAGUGGUAAACUUGUGGAAAAGGGAGGGACUGCUUUUAUACAGUGACCUUAUUGAGUCCACAUUUGAAAAGCUCAAGAAGCCUAGCAGCAAGGUGGAUGCUUUAGAUCAUUUCCAGAAAUGCUUUCUGAUUUUAAAAUUGCAUCAUCAGAAGGUGGACAGUGGCAAGUCCAGCCAGCUGCAAGGAAAGACCUGGAAGGCCAUCCGUGUGGACCUGGUCAUGUGCCCCUAUGAGUGCCACGCCUUUGCCCUGCUGGGCUGGACCGGCUCCCGGCAAUUUGAGAGGGACAUCCGGCGCUACGCCACGCACGAGCGGAAGAUGAUACUGGACAACCAUGCUCUAUAUGACAAGACCAAGAGGGUAUUUCUUAAAGCAGACAGUGAAGAAGAAAUUUUUGCACAUCUGGGACUGGAUUACAUUGAACCAUGGGAAAGAAAUGCCUAG
Messenger RNA from Trichechus manatus latirostris (Florida manatee), 1605 nucleotides. RefSeq names its product DNA nucleotidylexotransferase (gene DNTT). The transcript has 11 exons. Gene Ontology annotation, cellular component: nucleus. Gene Ontology annotation, biological process: double-strand break repair via nonhomologous end joining. Lineage: Eukaryota; Metazoa; Chordata; Mammalia; Sirenia; Trichechidae. Gene Ontology annotation, molecular function: DNA binding; DNA nucleotidylexotransferase activity; DNA-directed DNA polymerase activity. Bases 76 to 1605 code for a protein of 509 amino acids. The record is from RefSeq and is a predicted model, not a curated record.